GAGUGGCAGGGGGGGAUUCCAGAACGGCUUAGAGCGGUGGGGUCUCCUGCACUCCCGGCAGUGCCUGGCGGUGGCCCCGCUGCCUGAGCCCUGUUGUGAUCUUGGUAACUUGGACCUGCCACCUUUUGUGACUCUGGGUGGUGAUUCCCCCCAGGCAGGGGGAGUGGGGAUGGGGCCUCAGGGUGUUGGGGGACACAGCUGGGCCCACCCCAAGAGAGCAGGUCUGAGCUGGAGCUACUGGCCCAGCUCGGGACAGAGCCCUAUCCACCCGCCCUUGGCUGGCCCACAGCCGGAUACAAGCGGGAAUUCCUGGCUCUGUCGUCACGGGAGCAGGUAUGACAGCCACGCGGGUGACACCGGGCCUAGGCACUCAGGUGCCUGACUCCACUGGGGCCGGUGGACAGGCAGGCAGACUGGCAGAGGGCCUCCCUCGGAGCCCACCCUCGGCCCAGCUCCUGUCCCACCAUGGCCCGGGAAGCCAGGCCCGCUGAGCCCCAGGGCAGGAAAGGCGGGGUGUUCCUCGCCUGUGUCUCCGUGGUGACCGCCAGGCGGUGGGCCAUCGCCCGCCGCACUGCUCUCCAGAGCCAGAGCCCCCCACCUUGGCCAACAACACCUCUGACGGCACCGGCCACCGAGAGCCCCACGCAGGAGAUCGGUGAGGAGCUGGUCGGCGGGGUCAUCUACUCUGUCUCCCUGCGCAAGGUGCAGGCGCACCACGGCGCCAGCAAGGGCCAGCGCCGGCUCGGGUGUGAAAAUGAGUCGGCCCUGAACCUGUAUGAGACGUGCAAGGUGCGGACCGUGAAGGCGGGCACGCUGGAGAAGCUGGUGGAACACCUGGUGCCUGCCUUCCAGGGCAGCGACCUCUCCUAUGUCACCAUCUUCCUGUGCACCUACCGAGCCUUCACCACCACGCAGCAGGUCCUGGACCUGCUCUUCAAAAGGUACGGUAGAUGUGACGCCCUCACGGCCUCCUCUAGAUACGGAUGCAUCCUCCCGUACUCCGACCAGGACGGCGGGCCCCAGGACCAGCUGAGAAAUGCCAUCUCCUCCAUCCUGGGUACCUGGCUGGACCAGUACUCAGAGGACUUCUGUCAGCCACCGGACUUCCCCUGCCUCAAGCAGCUGGUGGCCUACGUGCAGCUCAAUAUGCCUGGCUCUGACCUGGAGCGCCGCGCCCAGCUUCUCCUGGCCCAGCUGGAGCAUGCUGACCUCACCGAGACAGAGCCGGAGGCUCUUUCUCCAGCUCCGGCUCGGGAACCAACUCCAGAGCGAGAGCCAGCUCCAGGUCUAACACCCAGUUCAGUGCCAGCUCCAGAGCUUGAGCCAGCAUCGGCACCAGCUCCAGAGCUCAAGCCAACAUCGGCACCAGCUCCAGAGCCCGAGCCAGCAUCGGCACCAGCUCCAGAGCUCGAGUCAUCAUCGGCACCAGCUCUAGAGCUGGACCCAGUAUUGGCACCAGCUCCAACCCCAACCCCAACCCCAACUCCAGAGCCAGAACCAGCUCUAUUGCAAAGUCUAGAGCUAGAGCCAGCUCUAGCACCAGAACCUCCCUGGCCUUCGCCUGUGCCUGCAGAGAAUGGGCUGAGUGAGGAGAAGCCGCACCUCUUGGUGUUCCCUCCAGACCUGGUGGCAGAGCAGUUCACACUGAUGGAUGCGGAGCUCUUCAAGAAGGUGGUACCCUACCACUGCCUGGGCUCCAUCUGGUCCCAGCGGGACAAGAAGGGCAAGGAGCACCUGGCCCCCACCGUCCGUGCCACCGUCACGCAGUUCAACAGUGUGGCCAACUGCGUCAUCACCACUUGCCUCGGGGACCGGAACGUGACGGCCCGGGACAGGGCCAGGGUGGUGGAGCACUGGAUCGAGGUGGCCAGGGAGUGCCGAGUCCUCAAGAACUUCUCGUCCCUCUACGCUAUCCUGUCUGCCCUGCAGAGCAACUCCAUCCACCGACUGAAGAAGACGUGGGAGGAAGUUUCCAGGGACAGCUUUCGAAUCUUCCAGAAGCUGUCAGAGAUUUUCUCAGAUGAGAACAACUACUCCCUGAGCAGAGAGCUGCUCAUCAAGGAGGGGACCUCCAAGUUUGCUACCCUGGAGAUGAACCCCAAGAGAGCCCAGAAGCGGCCAAAGGAGACGGGUGUCAUCCAGGGCACCGUUCCCUACCUGGGCACAUUCCUCACAGACCUGGUGAUGCUGGACACCGCCAUGAAGGACUAUCUGUAUGGGAGACUGAUCAACUUCGAGAAGAGGAGGAAGGAAUUCGAAGUGAUUGCCCAGAUCAAGCUGCUCCAGUCGGCCUGCAACAAUUACAGCAUCUCGCCCGAAGAGCACUUUGGGGCCUGGUUCCGGUCCCUGGAGCGUCUCAGCGAGACUGAGAGCUACAACUUGUCGUGUGAGCUGGAGCCCCCUUCCGAGUCGGCCAGCAACACCCUCAAGGUCAAGAAGAACACAGCCAUCGUCAAGCGCUGGAGCGACCGCCAGGCCCCCAGCAUGGAGCUCAGCACCAGCAGCAGCUGCCACUCUAAGUCCUGUGACCAGCUCAGGUGUGGCCCCUACCUCAGCAGCGGGGACCUUGCCGACGCCCUCAGCGUCCACUCAGCCGGCUCCUCCAGCUCUGACGUGGAGGAGAUCAACAUGAGCUUUGUCCCAGAGUCCCCUGAUGGCCAGGAGAAGAAGUUCUGGGAGUCGGCCUCCCAGUCGUCCCCGGAGACCUCUGGCAUCAGCUCGGCCUCCAGCAGCACCUCCUCCUCCUCAGCCUCCACCACACCCGUGGCCAGCACACGCACCCACAAGCGCUCCGUCUCAGGGGUCUGCAACUACAGCUCCUCCCUGCCCCUCUACAACCAGCAGGUGGGCGACUGCUGCAUCAUCCGAGUCAGCCUGGACGUGGACAACGGCAACAUGUACAAGAGCAUCCUGGUGACCAGCCAAGACAAGGCUCCGGCUGUAAUCCGCAAGGCCAUGGACAAACACAACCUGGACGAGGACGAGCCGGAAGACUACGAGCUGGUGCAGGUUAUUUCGGAUGAUCGCAAGCUGAAGAUCCCUGACAACGCCAACGUAUUCUACGCCAUGAACUCUACCGCCAACUAUGACUUUGUCCUAAAGAAACGGACCUUCACCAAGGGGGCAAAGGUCAGGCAUGGAGCCAGCUCUACCCUCCCCCGAAUGAAGCAGAAAGGACUCAAGAUUGCCAAGGGCAUCUUCUAACUGGUCCCUAGCUGGCCAGCCCCAGAGCCACCCUUUCCAGGGUCUGGCUGGCCAGGCAACUAAGCACUUACAGACUGCAGUGGCCCAGGCCAGCCAGGCGGGCACCUCUGCCCAACCUGCCAGCCCAGGCCACCCCCAGACUCCAGUUUCACCCUGAACCUCUCCUGCUGCCGGGAUUGACGCCUGUGACCGAUGGGCUGACCUGGCCUCCCGUGGACCACUCGCUGCCUUAGGUGCCUUCUGCUCUCUGGAAUCAGAGGACUAGCUGACUUUUGCCAAGGAGCACUGCCAAUGGGCACGGAGCCCUGCCUGCUGCCGGGCACUGCCCUCUGUACACUUCCCUCACACCUUGCCAGGUGUGGGUUACUGCCAGCUGUGCCCAUGGGCACCCCAGGGCACCCACUCAUCCACCGGGUCUGACCACUGCAGUCCUCUCCUCGUGCCCUUGGGGGGGUCCCGGCCCCUCCUCCAACCACUCUGGCCUUUCUCAGGCUGCACCAAAGAGUCCAUCAUCAGGGCCAACUGAGAGUGAGGGAGUCUCACCCACUGCCCACUCUAGCCCUCCCCCGGGAGAGGAGAGAGAGACCCUCUUCAUGGACCACACUCUUAACCUGUGAGCAAGGACGGUCUCAGACGAGGCCCACUGAUGUCGAAUCUCGCAAUGCUGCAAGUGGCAUUCACCACUGCAUCCUGGGCUGUGUGAGACCACAAGGGACGGGGGUCAGUGGGGAAGGAGGCUUGUGGGGGGAGGGGGUGGGGAUUGAAUAUUUGUAUAAAAGGUGAAAAGAAAAUGUUUACCACUUGGGGAGGGACAAUAUUUAUUUGUUGUAAAUAGCAAAGGCUAGACUUGAAUAUUAUAUUAAAAUUCCGUUUCUACUCUA
Molecule: messenger RNA, 4085 nt
Organism: Camelus dromedarius (Arabian camel)
Lineage: Eukaryota; Metazoa; Chordata; Mammalia; Artiodactyla; Camelidae
Gene: RALGDS
Product: ral guanine nucleotide dissociation stimulator
Exons: 18
Coding region: 466-3204 (912 amino acids)
Biological process (GO): Ras protein signal transduction; positive regulation of GTPase activity
Cellular component (GO): plasma membrane
Molecular function (GO): guanyl-nucleotide exchange factor activity
Source: RefSeq, a predicted model, not a curated record